AUGACAACUUUAAAAAAAGAUCUUAGAGACUUAACAAGUUUUCAGUUUUCCAAAAGGAUUGUUCCUUCAUAUCUAAACAAAAAUAAACCAAGCUUAAUAGUAUUGUCUCAUGAUGACAUCAUGUAUGCAGUUCUUGAUAUUUAUCUUAAUCAAAACGGAAUUCUACCUACCUCAGAAGAAGUUCUACUUUGUGAUGAAUCUGUUCCAAUAGAAGAGAUAGAAUUAUUAAUAAUGCGAGCUGUAGAUAACAAAAAUGGCUUGUAUUGUUUGGUCAUAAACGAAAACCUAAAAUAUGAAACAAGUGAAAAAGUUUAUUUGUUCUUGCAAAAGACGAUUCAAAUAGGUAACAUGAGUCCACUUGCAAUACUUUGUAGCAGUGAAAAUCACCACAAUUCGUAUCUUAUGACAGCUCUAGACAAUUUUAAAGUAAAAAUGUCAAGUUAUUCUAGUAGAGAUCAAAUUUGUGAGAAACUUACACAAUGCCUUCAAUCAAAACUUUCAGAUCAAAAGGCUGGAAUUAUUUUCAAUGAAAUGAUAUACAAAUCAAUAGUGGUAAAGUCAAGGAAAGGUGGAAUGGGGAAAUCAUUAUUUGUAGAAAAAUGUGGCUCGCGACUUUCUUCUCAUUUGGAUUCUAAUUACCAAACAAAUAUGAGUAAUAGUCAAAACAAGAACAGUGUUGUUAUUGUACCUGUGCAUGGGGCAGUGGUUAACACUGAUGCAAUAGUUGAAAGAUUACUUCAAUUUGAAGAAAAGCCUAACGCUUUUUUCCCUAGAAUAUAUCAUUUUGAUAUCACAACAAUGGUUAGAGAAGGACUGGAUUCAUUUCUAUUUAACUUAGUUGUUCUCGGAACAUUGAAAAUGAGUACAGGAAAAGUGUGGAAGAUGAAUAACAAUGAUACAUGUAUCAUUGAAAUAACCAAUAAUGAUUCUGAUAAACAAAUUAAUAAUGGUUUCAGUGAAAAUCAAUGUCUUAGUGUAGUUGCUAACAUGCUACCAUGUAUUACAUGCAUUUCUCCCAAUGAAGUAUUGAGUGCGCUCCAAAGUGAAAAGGUGAAAUCAUCAUCAUCUAAAAUGGUUUGGUAUGACAAGGAAGAACAUAAAAAGCCUACAAUGCAACGUGUUUGUCAGUAUUUAAUAUUGUAUGACACAAAUAAAUCUUUAUUAAAUACAUUUACUUACAAUCCAACUCAUCCUGCUGUAAAUCUAAUCAACAGUUUAAAGAUAUUAUUCAAAUAUUGUGGUAUUCAAGAUCCAUGUUGGAGUGAAGUACGAAAUUUUAUCCACUUUUUUAAUACUCAACUUAUUGACUGCGAGCAAAGUAUUUUUACAAGCAUUCAUGUUGUUCAAGAUUUAAAUGGAUUCAAAAUUUUUGUUAUUGAUUUCCUAUUAGAAAUGGCACAAGACUUUUCAACUCGCUCGAUAUCAUUGGAUAAUGAUUAUAGUUCUAGUGAGCUAAUGAUUUAUCUUAAAAGAAAAUGGGAACACAGUUAUCAUCCAUACAUAUUUUUUAACCAAGACCAUGAAACAAUGACAUUCUUUGGAUUUAACAUUGAUUUAAAUGGUAAUUUACUUGAUCCUGAUUGCAUAACCAUCAAAAAACAGGGUAUAAUGACAAAAAAUCUUUAUGCGGUUUUAAAGCAUCAGUGUGGUACUGAAUGGGAAUGUUUGAACACGAAUUACAAAAAUUUAUCACGCAAAUCAAAGUUAGAUAUACUUUGUCGAGUAAUUGGUGUAGACAGUUUUGAUCCAGACCCUUCAUAUGAGUUGACUGUUGACAAUAUGAAGAAAAUUCUUGCCAUUCAUAUGAGAUUAAGAUGUUAUAUUCCAGUGAUAAUGAUGGGAGAAACAGGUUGCGGCAAAACAACAUUAAUUAAGUUUAUGUGUGCUCUGCAAGCUAGAAAAAAAGGAGUUCAAAAUAUGUAUCUCGUUAAGGUUCAUGGAGGUGUAACUCAUCAAUACAUACUUACAAAAAUUGAUCAAGCCAAAAAAUUAGCAAAAGAAAACUAUAUCAAUCACAAGUUAAAUACAAUUUUGUUUUUUGAUGAAGCUAAUACAUCUGAUGCAAUUGGACUAAUAAAAGAAGUUAUGGUAGAUAAAAGAGCAGAUGGUGACCCAUUAAGGCUAGGUGAAUGUGGACUGGAAAUAGUUGCUGCAAUCAAUCCAUACAAGAAACAUUCAACAAAUAUGAUAAAAAAGUUAGAAUCUGCUGGAUUGGGGUAUCAUGUAAAUUCCAAGUCUACUUAUGAAAGAAUAGGCGAUAUUCCAUUGAGGCAAUUGGUUUACCGUGUGCAUCCUUUACCAAAUAGCAUGGUUCCAUUUGUUUGGGACUUUGGUCAAUUAGAUUCUGAGACUGAAGAAGUCUACACAAGGCAAAUAAUUUCAAGAUAUGUAAAUGAAGGCAAGUUACCUGAUGAUGUUCUGUUUUUUGAGUUAAUUGCUUGUGUGCUUAAAGAAUCCCAAGCUUAUAUGAGAAGGCAAAAGGAUGAGUGCAGUUUUGUCAGUUUAAGAGAUGUGGAAAGGACUUUAUUAGUCACAAGUUGGUUUUACAAGAAAAUUGAUUUAUUUACAAACAUUACUGAUGAUGAGUUUGCUAUUUAUAAGAAAAUGCAAUUGGCAUUAAUUUACUCACUAAGUGUAUGUUAUAUUGCAAAAUUAGAAGAUCGAGAUUCUUAUCGGGAAUAUAUUUCUAAGUUUUUUACUGGUCAUUUUAAACUGAAAAAUGGUGCCCAAGAAAUUAAAGACAAAGUUGUUAGUCUUCAAAGAAAAUUUUUGAGUGAAAUUAAGCUUGAAGAUAAUAUUGCACAAAAUGAGGCCUUAUGUGAGAAUGUGUUUAUGAUGGUUAUAUGCAUUGAAUUACGUAUUCCUUUAUUUGUUGUUGGAAAACCUGGUAGUUCAAAGUCUUUAGCAAAAUCUAUCAUUCAAGAUUGUAUGCAAGGAACCAUGUCAAAAUCUUGUCUGUUUAAAAACUUUAAGCAGAUUUUUAUGUCUUCAUACCAAUGCAGUCCUCUGUCAACAGCAGAUGGAAUAAUAAAUACAUUCAAACAGUGCAGUCGAUUUCAGGAAGGAAAAGAUCUUGAAACUUUUACUUCUGUUGUUGUACUAGAUGAAGUUGGUCUCGCAGAAGAUUCUCCACGUAUGCCUCUUAAAGCAUUGCACCCAUUAUUAGAAGAUGGCACUGAUGGUUCUGAAGAACUUACACUUGACGGUUCGUCUCUUAAAAACAAAAGGGUGGCAUUUAUUGGUAUCUCAAACUGGUCACUUGAUCCUGCAAAAAUGAAUAGAGGAAUUAUGUUAUAUAGAGGACAGCCUGAUUUUGAUGAACUAGUUGAAACUGCAAGAAAUAUCUGUUUAAAUGAUAAAUAUGUUUAUGGAAUGAUUGCAUCUUUAUUUGAACCUCUAACAAAGGGCUACUUAGAAGUUUAUGAAAAGCAAAAUUAUUGCGAUAUUAUAAAAAAGUACAGAAAAGAAGAAUUUUUUGGGUUAAGAGAUUUUUACAGUUUGUUAAAGUUAAUAUUCUGCUUUGCUCGAAAACGCCAAAACAUUCCUACAUUUUCAGAUAUUGAGUAUGCAGUUAAAAGAAAUUUUAGUGGACUUCAGGAAUUGGACACAUGGAGUAUUUUCAAAUCAUACCUUCCAUAUGAUUUUUCUAAGUCAAAAGAUGUAGAUGCAGAUAUAUCUGUGUUGCAUUUAAUUGGUGAUAGUUUUGCUGAUAAUUGUCCAUGUUAUGAAUAUCGUUUGAAUUUAAAAAAAUCAGAAAAAGCUCAUUGUUUAAGUUCUCGUUACCUUCUAAUAAUGACAGAGAAUUUUUCUGCUUUACCAAUUAUUGAACAGCAUUACUUAAAUCCAAGUUCAAAAACUUCUCAAAAUUAUGUCAUUUUUGGAAGUAGUUUUCCUAAGGACCAGUAUUUUACUCAGAUUUGUCGUGAUAUAAACAGAAUUAAGAUAUAUAUGGAGACUGGCGCUCGAGUUGUAUUGUUAAACAUGGAAAAUUUAUAUGAAAGUCUUUAUGAUACAUUAAACCAGUACUAUGUAUCACUUGGAGGUAAAAACUAUGUAGAUUUAGGCAUUGGAACUCACAGAGUUAAAUGCAGAGUGCAUGAAGAUUUUAGACUCAUAGUGAUUGCAAAUAAAGAAAAUGUGUAUAAAAAAUUCCCAAUACCAUUAAUAAAUAGAUUAGAAAAGCAUUUUUUAAAUGUAUGGAAUGGAAUGGAACAUUCUCAAAUAGAAAUUGUGGAAAAGCUAAAGAAAUGGGCAUUAAAUUUUUCCAGCAUAAACUCGUCAAGACAUGACUUUAAACCAUCAGAUUCAUUUAUUGGAUACAGUGAAGAUAGUUGCGCUUCUAUUGUAGUGAAACUUUAUCAAAAGCAUGUUGGUUACAGUGAAGUUAGUGAAGCCAACCAUGUUAAGAUUUUUGAAGAAAGUUGUCAGUUUUUACUAAAACUAGCUACUCCUGAUUCUUUAUUGCGUGUUAUGAAAACAUGUUUGAAGGAUCAUUUUGAAGACUAUUGGAAUAUUUAUUUUGUUAAGCAGUUUCAUCAUUCUUUGGCCGCUUAUCUUAUCAAUGAACUUGAUAAUACAGAUAGUAAAUUUAUACAGGUUACAACGUUUUCACAUCUUUUAUCUCCAACCGACAAAGAAAGUUUAAAUAUUGAGUUGACUGAUUUUAAAAUUGAGAUGAUAUCUCUUAUGCAGUUUCAAACAGAAAAAUCAUUCAGGGAUAGUCUAGAAGGUGUGUACAGUUCUAAAAGUAAUGAGAAACAGCUUCUAAUUAUUCAAGCAAAUAAUGCGCUAGAAACGAACAAUUUAAUAGCAUGUGCACAAUACAUUUGUAAAGAAUUACAAGAACAAUUUAAAUUAAAGAACAUAUCUAUUUUGUUUAUCUUGCAGUUAACCUGUAAAUCUAAACAUCUAGACCUAUUAAGCUCAUUGUCAUUCUGGGAAUGUUGCCACAUUGAUGAGUUACGUAGCUCAAACUUGUCUUAUCUUAUAAAAUAUUAUAAAAAAUCUUUGAAAGAAAUAAUUAGCCUUGAUGAUGUUAAACCAAGUAUGAUUCAACUAAUAAUAGGAUGUGUGCAAAUGACUAUUCGGCGUCUAAGUGAAAUGAAGCAAAUGACUGUUGAAGAAAUAUCACAAAGAAUUGAUAUUUUAAAAAAUCUUUUAACAACUAAAGAAGAUGAUAUUCGAACCAUGUUUAUCACAACUGUUUUAAAGCUGAUAGAAACUGGCUUAGCUGCAGAAGAAAGUAAAUGGCAUCCUGAUUAUGUUACAAACUGGAUUCAAAAUGAAGCAAUAGAACAAAAGUAUCAACCAUCAUAUGGAACAUUUAGACAUGCAUUAUUCUGUUAUGCGGAAGACCGCAUUGUGCCUGUUUUCGCAUCUAUUGUUUCUAGUAUAGAUAGAUUUCAUAACCUUGAAAUUCUUUACAAUGAACCAAAGUAUACAAAGCUCUGGCUAGAAUUGUUUUCUAAAUUAAGGGAUAUCUCUUACAAUGCAUCCUACAAGUUAUUGGAUCCAAAUUUCCAUUGCAAAUUUCCAUUUUCAGAUAGAAUUUUCAAAGAAAUUGAUGAUGCAUUACAAAAUUGUAUAAAACCAGAUGCAACGCAUGAAACACAUAACUACAAGCAUAUUUAUGACACAGUAGCAUCAUUACCAAUGGCAAGUGUGAUAAUGAGUUUAACAACUAUAGAAGUUGAUAGUUAUUUAUUUGACUUACUGCGUUUAAAGUAUCCUGAUCAUUUGCAAAGCUCUGAGCAAGGCUUCCACUCUUACCAAAUUUUGGCAUUGGGUUUGAUUUCCUUUAUGAAACUGCUUAUUGUUUCAAGAAAUAAAUACUUGCAGAGUGUUUGUGGUAUAAAACCAACUAACAACACCAACUAUGAUAUAGUGUCUAUACACAUUCUUUUGAGCACUAAAAUAUUUGAAGAAAGGCUUAAAAGUAUUUCUUUAAUGCUUAUCCUUCAACCAAAAUUGAAAGAAGUUACAUUAGGUCAAGAAUCAGAAAUUGACAUGGAUGUUUAUUUAAUGAAUCUUUUUCUAUCUCAUCUUGCUUCUAAACACUUCUGUCCUGGUGUCAUUGAGGAAAUUAAAAAAGCAAAAGUGUUGAUCAAUUGUGUUCUUGAGUCUGCAAUUAAAUGUAAAUGCAAUGAUUUAACAAAAAAAAUGAUGAAACAAUUAAAAAUUCGUUGGUGCAAUUUUAGAAUCUGUCAAAAGUUUUCAGAUCUUGUGUUUCAAACCUCUACAUGUUUUUGCAACCAUCAAAUUGAUUUGUUGAACUCGCUAUGGAAGAAAUUGGAAACUCUUUCAAAUGAUAUGCUGACCCAUGAUUCAUGGAUUAUGAUUGAAGAAUUUUUAAAAGAGUCUCUUGCAACAGAUUAUUCUAACAUGUAUAGCAAAGAUUGUCUAGUUAAUAAUUGCAAUGAAGCUUCAUAUACUCUUCCAUGCUGUGGAACUGUUCAUGAUGAAUGUAUGCAUACAAUUGUUUGUAAAACAAUGAGGUGCCCAAAAUGUUUUUCUGAAUUUAGUGAUAGAGAUUUAUUUCAAGAAAGUUUAGAAAGAAGGCAUAUGGUUUUUGAAAAAGAAGAGUUUAAGAAGCGGUGUGUUUCAUUUUAUGCUGAAGUUGUUACUGAGUUUUGUUUUUCAAGAAAAGAUUUUGAUAGAGUGGAUAAAAAUGUCAUUAAGUAUAUACUGGAUUAUGUUUUUUCUUCCACAACCACACAAGUAUUUUCACCAACACCAGAUUAUGCGCUUGAUCCAAUUCCUGUCAUUCGCUCAUUUUUACUCCAACAAAUUCUUCAAAGGAAUGACAAAGAGGUUCAAAAAUGUAUCACUCACCAUUUAGCUAUGCUAUUUUCACAUACAGACCAAAGUCAGUUUAUUGAAGUUGCAAAACUUUAUAUAUAUUGCAUGGAGGACAUAAAGAAAUUGGAUAUUUCUGCACUAAUCAAAGAGACUGUUAUCAACUCGACUCUACUCCAGCAUGUAUCAGAUAAUUUGAAUACGGGACGCAGUUUUGUUCAAUCAGUUAAGUCUGGAAAGUCUUUAACAGAAGCCUCAUUACUAGAAUUAUUAGAAAAUGUUGCUGAAUUGCGAACAACUUUGACAAUAUCAGCUCAAAUAUUGUGUACCUGGUUUCUUGGAGAAACUUUUAAUGAAAUAAAAAUUAAAGGAAAUUUUGAAAACUUUUUAGCUACACUAACAAAAUUUAUUAUUAUGUGUAAAGACAGUCAACCAUACUUUUAUUUCUUUAAACAAAUUGUUCAAAACUAUGGGAUUCAAAGUUUGAAAGAGAUUGUGAUGAAGUUAGAAGUUAACUGGUUUCAUAAUCAAAAUGAAAGCUUUAACAAUGUGACAAGUUAUGACAAGUUUUUGGUGUAUGGUGAAUAUUAUAAGAAAAUUCGUGAUCGUUUGAUUUCCUGUCUUUUAGAAGAUAACCUGCAAGGUAUAACUCAAUUAGAAGAGGAUGAUAAAGACAAAACAAAUCUGUUUCUCCAAUUAUCAUUAUUCAAAGAUUUAUUCAAUCUUCGUAAUCUUAAAAUACUUGAAGAUAAAAUAAAAGUACAGACAUGUUUAUCUGCCAUAAGAAGCUUUUCAACUUUAGAAUCAUAUUCUUCAAUUUUAUAUCAUUUUUGGGUCGUAAUAAAUUCUGGAAAUCCAUCUACACGUCUUUUUUCGCUGCUGGCUACGUGCCCACAACAAGUUAAUGGAUGGUUUCUUCCUGCAAUGCCACAUGAUAACUUAUCAGAUGUUUUUGGCUUAAAUCAUAGUGAUAACAGAAAUUCUUUUUUAUUUUAUGCAUGUCCUCGUGGUCAUCCAUAUGUUAUAACAAAUUGUGGUAAAGCUUAUCAAACAUACUUGUGUCCUGUUUCAAAUUGUCAAUUAGCAAUUGGAGGAGAAAAUCAUUUACUGCUUUCCACAAACAGAAUUGUUUCUGCUAGAGAUGAUGCAACAAAACCUGGUCAUUGUUUGGGUCCAGCUUCAGAACGCUCAAAUUUUUCUAUUCCACAGCGUGAAUUGACACCUUUUUCUGUUACUCUUCAAAAUUUGUUAGUGCAUCUUUCAUUACUUGUUGCUACAUUGACAGGUCAUGUAGAGGAAGUUGUUAAAUUGGUGCAUCCAGAAGUCAAUUCCAAUGCAAUGCAAAUGUUUCUAGUACAGCACAUUGAAAAAGAUCUUGCUUUAUUGUCUAAUAGAAUAGCAAAGAAUAAUGAUGAUACAAACUCUGCAGUUCACGCAUUUUUAAAACACCUGCUAUUAAAUGAUGAACCAGAUAGCACAAUGAUGGCUGAUUUAACAAGUGUGCAAAUCAGAAAUCAAUAUGAAAAUGCUUUUGAUCGAAAAUUUAUUCAACCUUUUUUCAAUUCAUUGGAUGAAGAGCUUUUACAAUUUAAUAAAUUUUUGAUCGCUGAACGUUGUAUAAAUGACUCACCAUUGAUGAGGAAAAUUUUUGAACUAGAUGAAGAACUAGAUUUGUCAAAUAUUACAGUUAUGAAUCCGCAACUUUGGCUUUACAAACAAUCGGUAUCAAUUGAAAGUCUUAAAGUUGCAGUUCAACUAAGAGCAGGCGGUGGUGCUAAAGACAUAUCGAUUCUUGUGAAGUUUUUAGAAAAGGAAUCAGUACUUAGCUUAAUAAAAGAAUUACCACUUAUAUUAGAACUCCAAAAAAUUUUGCAACAAGAGUUUAACUACAAACUUGACAAGCAAACUGCUGUCGAUAAAACUGUUAAUGAGUUUUUAGCAGAUAUUAAUCCAGAAUUGAAAAAAAAAAUUGAUAAACUUACUAAAUGCUUCAUUAAAACAUGGAAUCAGGCUCAUGGUCUUUUUACAGAGAGAGAAAAAAGAUUGGAACCAAAUUUGUCUUCAAUUAAACUUGACAACAAGUGUAGUUUGGCAUACUUUAUUGCUGCACGUUCUGAUCAUGGGUUGUGUGCUUUGAUGCUGAUUGAUUUUCUUGCUUUCCAGCAAAAUGAAUUUUUAGAAGAAUGUCAUUUGUUGAACCGUGCAUAUGUUUUUCAACAUGUGCCUAUAUUACAGUUAAAAGAAACAGAUAUAAUAAAUUAUGAACAGAAACGUGACCUUCUUCCAUUAGUGCUUUUAAACUGUGAUUAUUCUCUUGGUGUUGAAAAACCUCCAAAAAUUGAGCAUAACUUAGAAACAAUUCAAAGACGUCUUUUUGAAAAUGUUAUUUUUGGUAAAGCAUUGAUUGACAGGGAUUUAGUACCAUUCUUUUACAGAGGAGAUAUCAAAAGUUUAAACUUUCCUUUAUUGAGGAGUUCUAUUCAACAGAUUGCCAUUCCUUAUUCGGAACAAAAAAGAAUGUUAGAUGAAAUGAUUAAUAUAGCAGAUGUAUCUAUUGCUUUGCGAGCUGUGGAAACAGUUAUUGGUAUAAUAACAUCUACAGGUGGUGAUUCUAACAUGUAUUUAAGAGAUUAUCUAACCAAUAUUCUUCGCAUGAAUGAACAGGAUUACAUAGUUAGCGGGAAAAUGCAUGACUAUAUACGGUUGUCUCACUUGUACUCUGUAUGGCUCAUGUUAACUGUUGAACAAGCAUGUAGAAUAUAUGCAAGUAAACAGGUUCCAUUUCAUGUAAAAGUAUAUUUUAUGACUGAGGACCUUGAAAAGGAAGUGGUUGAAAAAAUGGAAAAAACGCUGUAUCAUGUUGACAGAAAGGAACUGUUAAAUCUAAUUACGGAGUACAUUGUUUUGGAGCUGCCAUUAAGAAAUGAAGCUGAUAUUUCUUUAACUUUAAGUGAAGCGUUGCAAUUGUAUAAAGAUAAACAAGGAACAAUAAUAACAACUUCUUUAGAAUCUAUUAGUGAUGACUUUUUAUUAAAACAUAUUUAUCUAUUUUGGAAGAUAGUUGCUUCUCACGCAUAGCAUUUUAAUGAUUAGAACAUUUUUGAUAGAAUUUUCUAAAUUUUUUUAACUUUAAGUUUUUGCAUAUUUUAUAGUUAUUUUAUGUGUGUGUUUGUGUUUCUGUUAAUUAAUUAA
This is a messenger RNA of Hydra vulgaris (swiftwater hydra), 9987 nucleotides long. Lineage: Eukaryota; Metazoa; Cnidaria; Hydrozoa; Anthoathecata; Hydridae. The record is from RefSeq and is a predicted model, not a curated record.